AUUUUACUAUAGAAUUUGAAGAAGUAACUAUGCACUCAUAGUUAUUAAUUUUCUCAUAAAGUGGUGCUCUGAAAUACAAAAUUUUGAAUCGAAGAAUAAGAUAAGAAGAAAAAUUGAUAUUUUUUUUAGGUUUCAUUUGUGUUUUGAAUUUUUUAGGUUUUUCAACCUACUACUCUAGUCAAAAUGAAGUGUUACGUAAGUCUCGUAUGUUUCUUAAGUGUUAUCGUGUUCGUGAAUUCUGCCCCGUAUAAUAAUAACCCAGGUACCCAACUACAGCAGCUUGGAAGCAACGACAAUGGAGGAGGACUAACUAAUAUUUUAUCACAAAUUGAUUUACCAGGAUUAUUACAAGGAAUUAAUAGUUUUGUAAAAUUAAUUGGAACAUUUUGCACCCCUUGUGGGCAGGUAUUGGACAAUGUUAUCCAAAAUGUAACAAGUACCGCUUUUCGAAUAUUCGGUAGGGCUAUUUUACAAGGAGGAGCUCUUGGCGGUAGAUCGGGAGGAGGAGGCGGUGGAAACACAGUAAAUGUAGUCCUCCCUACUUUCCCGCCAGACGAAGAUGAUUACGACGAAGACGAAACUAGUUCCGAAGUAUCAGAUGAAACAAAUAAAAAUUCGGCAACCACAGCGACUAAUCUACAAUCGGAUUUGAUAACUUCUUCUCCGUUAGACGAAAACAACUUGAUAUCGAAGAGACACAUAAGAGCCGUAGUAGACGACCAAGCACUAGCAGAAUCAGCUCCUGAACCGGCGGAUCUAGCAGACAUAGAAGACGACCAAGAUCGGAAUAAGAGAUUCCUACCUUUCGGAGGGGGUGCCGGCUCCGGAGGGUCUGGAAAUUUCUUAUUCGAUAUUGUCAGGCUUGUAGCGGGAUCAGGAGCCACCGAAGAAUCUGACGAAAAAGCAAACGCUCCAGAUGGCGCUGAAAGCGAAGCACAGCAUAAAAGCGUAGACGCUCAUUACAGUGAAGGAAUUCCCGGACCAGUCACCAGAUUACUCGUCAUUGCCAACAGAGGUUUAGCUAAUUUAAUCCAAGAUUUAAUCCUUCGCUUAGCCCAAACCAGUGAGAAAUUAGUCAAUUUCAAGGCUCGUUUGAUAACAUCCCUCAUCUAAGAAAAUGAUGCCAUUUAUUCCAUAGACGUAUUUCUACAUUUUUUUGUACAGAGAUGUUUCUAUAUACCUACUCAAAGCUGUCGAGAUUUUUAAUAAACUCUACUACGAUGGGUACAUUAUAGAAAUUUGAAAUUAUCAGUUUUUAAUUAAUUUAUCAACCCCUUUUUUUGUUAUUUUAUUUAAAUUUGUAUAUAGCGAUAGUAUUCUUAUUCGGAUGUUGUCUUGAAAUUUUAUAUCACUUUUCUUGCCAAUUUCGCACCGUUUUCUAUCUAUUAUAUACGAAAAAAAACCAAGGUUUCAUCUAAAAACAAAAAUUUCCCAAUUAAUUUUGAUAAAGAAAUAACUUUUCAAUAAUUAUAUUCCAUCAUUAUUUAAAAAUAUCUCAAUACAACCCUGUUACUAUUUAUUUUAAUUUCUCGCACCAGUGGAAUCAAAAGUGGGAUAAAAUUGUUUUUUUAAUUUUCUUUUAAUAUUCUUGACUAAUAUUGAAACUUGGUAUAUGUAUUAUCUAUAUCUUCAAUAUUCUUUUGUGGAAUAUAAUAACCUGAAGAAUUGCUCACCUUAAAGCUAUUAAAAUGUCAAAAAUGAUUUAUCUUGAUCAGUGCAGAGCUGUAGAUAGAAUUUUUUGUUAAUAUCCUUGUAUAGAUGUAUGAUAAAAAUAAUUUCGUUAUAAUUUGUGUUACUAUUGUAGAUUUCUACUUGUAAAUUGAUUAUAUAUUUUAUUAUUGUGAACAUUUGAAUAAAACUUUUUUUACUAA
Diorhabda sublineata is the source of this 1871-nucleotide messenger RNA. RefSeq lists its product as uncharacterized. Bases 184 to 1113 code for a protein of 309 amino acids. The transcript has 7 exons. Lineage: Eukaryota; Metazoa; Arthropoda; Insecta; Coleoptera; Chrysomelidae. The record is from RefSeq and is a predicted model, not a curated record.